GGCGUCUGGAGCCGAAGUUUCUCUCAGUUGGGACGCCGCCGCGGCCGGGGGCGAAGAAAGGGAGGAAGGAAGGAGCUCGCGGAGGGGAGGGGAGGGGACGCGGCCUCGGGCAAGGAGUGCAGGGCGAUGCGGGCGCGCGUCGCGGCCCCCCGAACCUGAGCGCAGCGCCCCGAGCGUCGAACGAGGCCGCAGCCAUGGAGCCCGCGCAACAGCCGCCGCCCCAGCCGGCCCCGCAAGGCCCCGCGCCGCCGUCCGUGUCUCCGGCCGGGACCCCCGCGGCCCCGCCCGCACCCCCGGCCGGCCACCAGGUCGUGCACGUCCGCGGGGACUCGGAGACCGACUUGGAGGCGCUCUUCAAUGCCGUCAUGAACCCCAAGACGGCCAACGUGCCGCAGACCGUGCCCAUGCGGCUUCGCAAGCUGCCCGACUCCUUCUUCAAGCCGCCUGAGCCCAAGUCCCACUCGCGACAGGCCAGUACUGAUGCGGGUACUGCCGGAGCUCUGACUCCACAGCAUGUUCGAGCUCACUCCUCACCAGCCUCCCUGCAGCUGGGUGCCGUUUCUCCUGGGACACUCACCGCCAGUGGCGUUGUCUCUGGCCCUGCCGCUACCCCUGCAGCUCAGCAUCUCCGGCAGUCCUCCUUUGAGAUCCCUGAUGAUGUACCACUGCCAGCAGGCUGGGAGAUGGCCAAGACAUCUUCUGGUCAGAGAUACUUCUUAAAUCACAACGAUCAGACAACAACAUGGCAGGACCCCCGGAAGGCCAUGCUCUCGCAACUGAACGUUCCUGCGCCUGCCAGCCCAGCGGUGCCCCAGACGCUGAUGAAUUCUGCCUCAGGACCUCUUCCUGAUGGAUGGGAGCAAGCUAUGACUCAGGAUGGAGAAGUUUACUACAUAAACCAUAAGAACAAGACCACGUCCUGGCUGGACCCAAGGCUUGACCCUCGUUUUGCCAUGAACCAGAGGAUCACUCAGAGUGCUCCAGUGAAGCAGCCCCCACCCUUGGCUCCCCAGAGCCCACAGGGAGGUGUCCUGGGUGGAGGCAGUUCCAACCAGCAGCAGCAAAUACAGCUGCAGCAGUUACAGAUGGAGAAGGAGAGACUGCGAUUGAAACAACAGGAAUUAUUUCGGCAGGCAAUACGGAAUAUCAAUCCCAGCACAGCAAAUGCUCCAAAAUGUCAGGAACUAGCUCUGCGCAGCCAGUUGCCUGCACUGGAGCAGGAUGGAGGAACUCAGAAUGCAGUAUCUUCUCCCGGGAUGUCUCAGGAAUUGAGGACAAUGACAACCAAUAGUUCAGAUCCCUUUCUUAACAGUGGCACCUAUCACUCUAGAGAUGAGAGCACAGACAGCGGCCUCAGCAUGAGCAGCUACAGCAUCCCUCGGACCCCAGAUGACUUCCUGAACAGUGUGGAUGAAAUGGAUACAGGAGACACCAUCAGCCAAAGCACCCUGCCGUCACAGCAGAGCCGCUUCCCCGAUUACCUGGAAGCCCUCCCUGGGACAAAUGUGGACCUUGGCACACUGGAAGGAGAUGCAAUGAACAUAGAAGGGGAGGAGCUGAUGCCCAGUCUGCAGGAAGCGCUGAGUUCCGAAAUCUUGGACGUGGAGUCUGUGUUGGCUGCCACCAAGCUAGAUAAAGAAAGCUUUCUCACGUGGUUAUAGAGCUGCAGGGAGCUACUCUGAAGGAUCCACAGAGCCUAAGAUGUGCAUGCCUGAAAUUCAGAUAAGUCAGUGGGGGAUUCUCUGGCUAACACAGAAAACAGAUGAACCAGUGUCCAGCAGGGAGCACCCAUCGUCGUUCCGCUUUUCUCUGCCCGUCGCUGCUCUUACGUUGGUUGCUGACCUCUUCACAGCCGGCUCUAAAGAACCAGAACCACAAACAGAAUCCUUUAUUAACUUUGCUAUGAUAACUAUGUUCUCUGGGAUUGCUGGGGGAUAGGCUGCUGGAUAAUAGAUGUUCUGCCUUUUGUCCAGUGGUCUUUUCACUCAUCAUUUUAACUGAACACACAGACUGGGAACUGAAAUGCUUUAGAGCAUUGUUCAAGAGGUGGUUUCUUCAGCUGCCUUUGGCCCUUGGGUCCAACAAGCCAGAAGCAUUGCGUCUGAUCUCACGGAGGAUGGAGGAGGCCCGUGCUGAAGACUGAUGGACUUUCCAUUUCUUCUUUUAGUGAUACCAUUAGGCACAUAGUGACCUGGAUUUUAUCUUAGAAGCUUAUGAGGCAUGAGACAGUUUCCAUAGAAAUAUAUUAAUUAUUACCACAUACUCUAGAUUAGGUUUGAAUGGAUAUUUUCUGUGGGUGUUUUGGUUGGUUUUUCUCCUCCCCCCUUUUUGUGGUUGGUUUUGGUGGAAUGUAGGCAAAUUAAUGAAGUCGUUUAUAGCUGUAGUUUGGGGUGGGCAGUACCAUUCUUUUGGUGGGAAAUCUGUAUUUCUUGACUUUUUAACAUCCUAUUUAAAUCUUAAAUCUUGGUUAUCUCCUCUCUACAUAUAUACACACUCUUAUUAUGUCUAUGGUAGUGUGAUAGCAGAAUGUAUCUUUAUAAACAUUUCCUUCCUUUCCAGUUUAUUUUUUAAAUGAUAGCCUUGAACAUAUGCAUUUAGAUACAGUAGUUUAUGUUUCACAAAUGUUUAAAUUCUGGUUGGGACAAUUGCAGGUGUUGGAGGGAGGGAGGGCAGUGUUGUAGAAAGGGCUCUUGUGGGUAAAGCCAAGAGGCGCUCUCUUGCCCUCUGUGCACUAUGGUGACAACAGAAGCCAGCAGUGGCCUUACUCCCUUUAGACUGAUUUCAUGCCAUGCAGUCUCUGAGCUUUAGGCUUUAGAGAGGCAGGCCUGCCUGCCUUCUGCCUCCACCUCAGCUUUGGGUGUACACUCAGACACUUGGAGGUCAGGUUGCGUGCCGCCUACAAGAUCGUUCUUCGGAAACCUACUCAGGAGUCUGUGCUGAGUGGACCUGGGGUCUGGGGCAGUGUGCAGAGUGCUGUGAGGUCACGGGUUGGCUGGUAAAGUGAUGAGAUGAGCAAGUGGGGUGGGGGGUAGUUGAACUUAGCAAAGAGCUAGAGCUAAGCAUGAUUAUGGCUUUAUUUUUACAAGAAGAUUACUAGAGUAUGUGUCUCCAGGAGUAAUAAUGGUUUCCAAAGAGUAUUUUUUAAAGGAACAAAAUAGGCAUGAAUUAACUCUGCAUGUAAGCUAUGAAGUAACAAUUGGUCAUGGAUUACAGUGGCACCAGAUGGCACCUCUGUCAUUUAAGAGACUUUGAGUGCUUCUAGAAGAAUCCCUUAUUUUCAAGGGUUCAUGAUGAGCAACAAUUUUCCCCCCCUGGCUAAAGCUGCUACUAUGAAAAUCCUCAGCUUAGGAAGAUAGAAAUCUUUUGGCCCUUUGAUUUAGUAUAGCACAAGAAUAAAGUAGAAAAGUUUUACUCAGUACUUUGAGUGCUCAAAAAAUACAAUCAGUGUAUUAUAUAUGAUUCAUAGGUCAGUCAUUUGAGGCCAUUGACUCUAAGGCUUUUAAUUAGAAACUAGUUGAAGAUUCACCCUUGAAUUAAGUCUGGGGAAAUGGCCACCCGGAGGAUGCAUUGACUGUAGAGCAGAGAUGAAAUUCUACUCCCAUUGAAAACUGAGCAGGUGGAUGAUCCACAAUAGUGUGUGGGAAAGGGGCAGGUGAUAGGUGUGCCGAGUGCCUAUGAUUGGCCAGUAAGCUGCAGAGUAAAGGACAGCAUCUUCUGUGUGCAAACUAGCUUUAGUGUGGGGAGGGGGAGGGGAGGUGGGCAUGGGCUGGUGAAAGGUUACCGGUUACCGGGCUGUGAUAGAAAAGCUUUUAUGAACUUGUUUCUCGCCAGUAAAGACUUAUCUCGCUCUCAGUAAAGAAGUUCCUAAGUUUCCAGCUGCUUAACCUCCUCCACAAAGUGGAUGUGCCGUCUUCCUUCUUCUCCCUCAGCGUGGUGCGCCUGGUUAUACCUCAAUGUCCAACAGCCCCUGGUGCCUGACAGUGCUCUCUGACCUUAUCAAACCCUCCAUGCUGACUGUGGGAGAUUUAAGCACCCUUCCUCUCACUAAAUUUGAAUCACGGCCUCAGUAGUCUUUCUUGUUGUGUCCAACAGUGUUUAAUGCUUCCUGGCUGUAGUAGGUAGCAUGCAGAUAAGAAUUUAACUGGUUAUUCUUGAAUUUCUUUUACAAUAAACCAAUUUUUAUAAUCUUAAAA
Molecule: messenger RNA, 4193 nt
Organism: Mus pahari (shrew mouse)
Lineage: Eukaryota; Metazoa; Chordata; Mammalia; Rodentia; Muridae
Gene: Yap1
Product: Yes associated protein 1
Exons: 9
Coding region: 195-1661 (488 amino acids)
Biological process (GO): positive regulation of transcription by RNA polymerase II; hippo signaling
Cellular component (GO): cytoplasm; nucleus
Molecular function (GO): transcription coactivator activity; transcription corepressor activity; protein binding
Source: RefSeq, a predicted model, not a curated record